This is a messenger RNA of Penicillium canariense, 1215 nucleotides long. RefSeq lists its product as uncharacterized. Gene Ontology annotation, biological process: arachidonate metabolic process. Gene Ontology annotation, cellular component: membrane. The transcript has 5 exons. The record is from RefSeq and is a predicted model, not a curated record. Lineage: Eukaryota; Fungi; Ascomycota; Eurotiomycetes; Eurotiales; Aspergillaceae. Bases 1 to 1215 code for a protein of 404 amino acids.
AUGGAGCAGAUGAUGAGUGUGCAGCAAACACUCGAUGAAGUCAAUGAGCUUAAGCUCAAAAUUAACGAUAAAGAGAUCGACCGGCAAAAUGACGCGUUCAAGCCCCAGAUCCCUCUUGACUUGACGCGCGCAGAUGCGCUGACUGAACGGUUUGCUCCAGAUGGUGGCGGGGUUCGUGGAAUUGCGAGCCUUCUGAUUUUGCAAGCCGUUCUCGACAAAGCGGCUCCCGGCAAGAAGCCGUGUGAGAUCUUUGACAUGAUCGGUGGCACUAGUACUGGAGGUCUGAUCGCCAUCAUGUUGGGCCGCCUCCAAAUGAGCGUCGCCGAAUGCAUUACCCAGUAUGAUAACGUCAUGAAGGAGGUCUUUCCAGAGACGGGCGAUAUCAAGAAAGCUUUUAAUCUUGCUACGCAAGGCGAAUUUUACGAUUCCAGCAAUUUGGAAAGUAUUAUCAAGAAGCUGAUCAAGGACAAGCUCGGCGAUUCUGAGGUAGACUUGCUGGACGAGAAGGGUGCUUGCAAGAUUUUCCUCAUGGCGACUAAUUCCCAGGCUGCGAACAACCGUGCUCCUAUCUUCCUGCGCUCAUACACGAACCCCAAUAACGUAGAAGACAGCGCACUGGUGAAUAUGAAAUUGUGGCAGGCGGCUCGCGCCACCUCGGCUGCUCCGGCAUAUUUCAAGCCACUGCAGGUGAACGGAUAUACAUUGGUCGAUGGCGGCCUGGGUGCAAAUAACCCAUUGGGAUGGCUCUGGACCGAAGUCCUCGGGGUCUUCGGCCCCACCCGAGCCACCGACUGCUUCCUUAGCAUCGGCACCGGUAUGGCUGCCAAUGCCCCGGUCCUCCAGCCGGGCAUCAUCCCGUCUCACGCGGUCGAGGAAAGUUACGUCUCCGUCGCCACGAACAGUGAGCUUAUCAAUAUCAUGUUCCGGACUCUGAUGGAUGCAUUUGCCCCGCUGGUUCGCCAGAGUAAGUACUGGCGGAUGAAUGUACACAAGGAUAUUGUGAAUGAGAAGAAGGUUGUUGAAGGGGGAUGGUUGAACUGGAAAAAGGAUGCUGUGACCGGGAUUAAUAACUAUGAGAACCCGGGAGCGUUGGAUGAUGUCAAAGCGGCAUUGGGCAAGUUGACUGAUUGGACGAAGGAGUAUAUCGUGCAGGAGCAGACAAUGAUUGGGGAGUGUGCGGCUGCUAUUGGAAGGAAUAUCCGUGGUGAGAAAUGA